CAUAUACAUAUGGAAAACCAAUCCCAAUCCAUUUUUGUAUGGAGAAUAGAACCCCUAUAUGUAUUAAUUAAUUAGCAAGAUUCAAUUUUUUCCUAUAAGUAAUCGAUAUGGUUCCCAUUUGGGCUAUUACUAAUUAUUAUUAAGACCUACAUUAUCGUAACCAACAAAGCAAACACAAUAACCUUCUAGAUUUCUCACUCUUAAUACCAUGCCAUUUUGAUCCCACGAAACUGUUAAUCCGUCAAUGCAUCCGCCAUCUUUUCCGGUAUGGAUACACUUGUAGGAUAUUAUUUUCAUUUCUUAAUUAUAAAAAGAUCGUCUUAGACAAGUUAAUGUCAAGAUCUCCGUUUAAUCUAAAAGAAAAGCAACCCUAGCCCCUAACCUAGUCCCUUAACCCAGUCCGUAGUUUUGGAUCGUUGGAAGUUGAACGAUUUGAAAUGAAGCCAUAACGCUUUCAUCGUGGGAUUAGAACGCGUGACGGUUUUUUUCCAAAUCCGGCCUGCCUCUUUUUCAUUCAUUACCCAUGAUGACAAGCACGUGACCUCCCCGGAGCACACGUCUCGUAAACAACUGGCCCCCCUCUCCGGCCCUUAUCUUCCCUUUACACCACUCGCAUGAUAUUGCUUUUCCGACAGUAUUUAAGAAUAAUACUAUUAAUUAGAAUUGGAAUAAUUAUGAUUUAAAAUCCCCCGCAUUAUAUACAGAAGAGCAUCUCAUUUUCCAUUUCGUCGUUUCUAUAUAUAUUCUUCCUUUUCCAUUCCCCUUUUUCGUGGAGUGAAUUUAGACGCUUUUAGUUCUGUGAACUUUGUUCUAUUUAUUCAAGGAAUUAUAUCAGGCAGGGAAUUAUACACUUCUCUGUUUUUUCCUCUGCAAAAAAAAAAAAAAAUGGCAUUACCGUCCGGGAAGCCUUUGAUUCCGGCCCUGUUUAUAUUUACUGUUUCUUUGUUAAUUUUACCUUCCCAAUCCCAGAAAUGUUCGUCACAGAAAUUUGCAAACAAUAAAUUGUAUGCCCACUGCAACGAUUUGCCAGCUUUAGACUCUUACCUUCAUUAUACCUAUGACCCGAUACAAUCCACGCUUUCCCUGGCAUUCGUUGCUGCUCCGGCGAAGCCUGACGGUUGGAUUGCAUGGGCCAUCAACCCGACGGCGGGUGGGAUGAUUGGGUCCCAAACGUUAAUCGCCUUCAAAGAUUCCGGCGGCGCAAUGGUUGUUAAGACCUACAAUAUCACCUCUUACGGCCCUGUUAAAGAGUCCAAGGUUUGGUUCACUGUGAAGGAUUCAUCGGCGGAGUUCUCCGGCGGUCUUAUGAGGUUGUUUGCGACGGUGGUUUUGCCGGAAAAGGGGAAAACGUCGCUCAAUCAUGUCUGGCAGGUGGGUUCCUCGGUUACCAACGGGGUGCCGGAUAAGCAUGGGUUUCUGCCGGCCAAUUUGAACUCUAAAGGUUCCCUUGAUUUGAUGAGUGGGGAGAGCAAGGGUUCCGGUGACUUUACUGAUUCUAGGACCAAGAAGAAAAACAUUCAUGGUAUACUGAAUGCUGUGAGCUGGGGAAUUCUGUUUCCCAUUGGUAUCAUUGUUGCAAGGUAUUUGAGAACAGUUGAAUCUGCAGAUCCAGCGUGGUUUUAUCUUCAUAUCUUUUGCCAGUUAUCUGCCUAUGCUAUUGGGGUCGCCGGUUGGGCUACUGGUCUGAAGCUUGGUAGUGAAUCAAAGGGAAUUCAGUACUCCGUUCAUCGUAAUAUUGGGAUCGCACUCUUUGCUUUGGCCACAGUGCAGAUUUUUGCAUUGUUCCUAAGGCCUAAAAAGGAACACAAGUUCAGAUUUUACUGGAAUCUUUAUCAUCAUGGACUCGGCUACACCAUUCUUGUCCUCAGCAUUGUUAACGUCUUCAAAGGUUUAUCCAUCUUGAGUCCUGCAAAGAUGUGGAAGUCUGCUUACAUUGUCGUGCUCAUUGUACUGGGAGCAAUUGCCCUGUUGUUGGAGGCAAUCACCUGGGUUUUGGUGUUAAGGAAAAAGUCUAACAAGUCUACCAAACCAUAUGAUGGCUACCUUGAAGGACAGGGCAGGCAUUAAUCUUCAUCUCUGCAAUCUCUUGGUGUAGCUAGGAUCGCUUCUUGGAUUUGAUGUGUAUGAGAUGAGGAAUGAGGUUGAUGGUGUUUGCACCGUCGGCUGUAAACUAGCUUAGUGUAAUGUAUUCAUAUGCACAGAAUCUCGCCAUUUCCUCAUAUGUAACAUUAAAUCAGAUCGUCCCUUCCCUAAUUUCUUCGAAAGCUGUCAUAGUUAUCUCUGUUGAAUGUAAAUAUACUUGCAAUGCCGACAUUUUAUAUCCUUCCUAUGACUUCUAUUCAUAAUAGGGGCUCCUCUGUCCUUUUUUGUUCUGUUGAAUCCUAUCUAAAGCGCCAGCAAUCGGCUUUACAGAAAGCAAUGAGGAUGGCCAUCCGAUGCUGUAAUGUUGUUGGAAAACUGAAGCUUACGAUGCCACUAUUUCGUGGAGCGUUUAUCUGUCCUUGCAAUCUCUGCAAUGUCAAAUUUGUAUCCCAUUGUUGCGGAGGAGAAGAUCAAUUCCUGCAAUGUGGGAGUUGUUCACUUGGUACGUCACCAACGACGUCUUAGAUUGAUGCAUCUUUACUUCGUAUAGCUCAAUGCCCAUCAAUUUGUCCAUGUUUGGUCGGAAAGUUUUACACGGAUUGUUGACGUCGCCAAUCUAGUUUGGAGCACUAAAGUUAACUUAUCAUUUUCCCACUUAAUAAGUUAUGGGACAACAGUGGAGCUUACCCUUCCAGUGUGUGGUAAACACUAAACACUAAACACC
Oldenlandia corymbosa var. corymbosa is the source of this 2806-nucleotide messenger RNA. Lineage: Eukaryota; Viridiplantae; Streptophyta; Magnoliopsida; Gentianales; Rubiaceae. The record is from the annotation of a GenBank genome assembly.